Trematosphaeria pertusa is the source of this 1938-nucleotide messenger RNA. Its product is annotated as HET-domain-containing protein. NCBI's taxonomy places the organism in Eukaryota, Fungi, Ascomycota, Dothideomycetes, Pleosporales, Trematosphaeriaceae. The coding region runs from base 1 to 1938 and encodes 645 amino acids. The transcript is spliced from 2 exons. The record is from RefSeq and is a predicted model, not a curated record.
AUGAGGACUCACACUUGCGAAUACUGUCAACGACUCGUGCUGAAAAUACCGGAAGCCCCUACAGAUUUUGAUGAGCUUGAUGCGAGGAAUACUACCGCUUCCGUGUGGGAUCUGAACGACAUCGAAUGUGCAGCGCAGGCUGGUUGCCCGCUCUUUCUUGCGCUGGUAAACAAGUAUACAGAAGGGGGACGGACACUGCAAAGCCUUCUUCCCACUCCAAUACUGUACAAGCACUGGCUUUAUCGCGAAGAGAACAAGUGGGAUUUGUGGAUGCAGUUGCAUCCUCAGGCUGAACCGAUGACUAAAUCUUAUGCGCCCAUUGGAUCUUCCUAUGUGUUUUAUGAGCCUUUCCUUUUGGAAGCCGAUGGGUACAAGCACGUUGGAAAUUGUAACUCCCAUGUACCGGGGAGGCGCCGCAUCAACCUUCGACCCGGCGCCCCGGAAAGUUUCCUACUUGCCCGUUCAUGGAUUGAGGAGUGCAUCGCCCAGCAUAAUCACGAACCCGGUGGGGAACCGACUACAGCACCUUUGCGGCUCGUUUGGCUCCGCAAACGACCCGGGACUUACGAUCUCCAGCUUGUUGAGCCUCCUGGGAACGCCAAUGGAUCCAGUUGUUUCGUAGCUCUUAGCUAUUGCUGGGGCGGUGACCAAAGGCAUAAGACAACCAAAGCUAGGCUUCGGGCUUCCGGGGGUCGGCUGCUCUUCCACGAGCUACCUAGGACUAUACAAGAUGCGAUUAAGAUCACGGCGGGGCUUGGCUACGAAUUCAUUUGGAUCGACUCGCUCUGCAUCGUACAAGACGAUGCCCUGGAGGCUCAGCGAGAGAUUGCGAAAAUGCCACAUAUCUACAGUCGUGCAAUAGUUACGAUUGCUGCAGCAACAGCAGCGUCCGCUUCUGAAGGGUUUUUACAUGAGCGUUGCGCUGACGAUACGGUGAUUACCGGCAUACGACUGCAACAUUCGGACGGUAGCACCCGUAUGGUCGGGUUAGUCAAUCGCGCGGAAGAUGACCCCGCAGAGCUUAAACUAAUGCCCUUAGAAGCCCGCGGCUGGGCAUUGCAAGAACGUAUACUCUCUACCCGGAUCCUUCAGUAUCACCCUCGCCAACUGCGUUUCAUCUGUCAAACCACCUCCAGCGGAGGCUCCCCGUACUACACUGAUGGCUGGGAUUGGUUGCCAGACGAGGGCUUGCUUAACAUUCCCAGAUUCCCUCUACCCUCCGCGCCUCGAGACGAGAUCGAACGGUAUUGGGAGCGAAUUGUCGAACUCUACUCAAACCGUAAAUUGACAGUAGAUGCGGACAGAGUCCUUGCAAUAUCUGGAAUAGCGGCAAGAUUGGGACAGCUCCUAGGCCGGCAUAUGAAGUACGUAGCUGGGCAUUGGCUAUAUAUGCUUCCAAGAGAUCUGCUUUGGUCAACGCAGGAUCCCGAACCGACCAUACCAGACGUCUGGCUCGGCCCCUCAUGGUCAUGGACCAGUGUCAAGUGCCGUGUAGACUACGAAUGGGUACCCGAGGAGGAAGAAGUAAAUUGCGGCCAGUAUAGAUUGACCUGGGAAGUCCUGGGUGUCGACGCUGAGUUGGUCGAUGAGCAAGCUCCAUUCGGAGCCUUGAAGAAAGGCAUCCUGCGCAUGAAGGCACCCAUAUUACGCGUUCACUUGCGAGGAGACACUGUAUUGAGCUGGGCUGACGGACUUAGCCUACUGCGGAAUUCGGAGUUACGGACUCCCGACGGACUCGACGUCCAACGAUACAUAGAUACCUAUCAGCUCGAGAUCAGGAUGGACACCGAGCUCUAUUACAAAGAGCCUGCAGAGACCGUAUAUUUUAAUAGUUGGCUCCAAGUGCAUGCAAACAUCCAGCACAUGGCUUUUCCAACUCAGGGGCCUUAUGCUCAAACGGGUAGAGCAAGAAAGAGCAGAGAAUGUGAAGCGGUAUAG